This is a messenger RNA of Diplodia corticola, 1245 nucleotides long. RefSeq names its product histone acetylase complex subunit. NCBI's taxonomy places the organism in Eukaryota, Fungi, Ascomycota, Dothideomycetes, Botryosphaeriales, Botryosphaeriaceae. The transcript is spliced from 5 exons. Gene Ontology annotation, cellular component: Rpd3S complex; NuA4 histone acetyltransferase complex; nucleus. Gene Ontology annotation, biological process: chromatin organization; regulation of DNA-templated transcription. The record is from RefSeq and is a predicted model, not a curated record. The coding region runs from base 1 to 1245 and encodes 414 amino acids.
AUGGCGCCUGCAUCACAGCCUAUGUUUUCCAAGGACGAGAAAGCGCUGUGCUUCCAUCACGAGCUUCUCUACGAGGCCAAAGUUCUUGAUGUAAAGGCGUUAGAUCCCAACGACAAGAAGAGCGCGUAUCUUUACAAAGUCCAUUACAAAGGCUGGAAGGCCACGUGGGACGAUUGGGUUCCGCAGGAUCGGCUGCGUAAGCUGAACGACGAGAACCGCGAGCUAGCCAACAACCUCAAGAAAGAGUUGGAAGCCAUGCGCCGCGGCUCUCAGGCCCAGAAGACGGCGGCGACUUCGCACAAGAAGAAGCCCGAAGCCGGCUCCGCACGUGGCAGCGAGGGUCGUGAGACGCCUGUGGCAUCAACGAGUCUUGCUGGCCGCAAGAGGGGCAGAGACUUCGAGGUCGAGAGGGUCCUGGCCGUCGAGGAAUCCCAGUCGGGGAAACGGUCCACGCAGAGAAAAGGGAAGAGCCAGGGAAAGCAACCCCCCGAAGGAAAGAGUACUCCGAAAGAGAAGGGGCCCAAGAAGAGAAAGAGAAAUGAGCUGGGGAACGAAGCUGAGAUGAUGGGGCGGCCAGCUAAGGGGGCCAAGCUUGUCAAUCAGCGGCGUACAACAGCCCGUUUGACCGUCCUCAAAAACUGGGGCAGAAGUGGAACUGGCGAUUCUGAUGAAGAGACUUUCCGCACAAGGCCAGCCAUCCGCCUUCACAUGCCCGACAGGCUCAAGUCGCUCCUGGUUGACGACUGGGAGAACAUUACUAAGAACCUUCAACUUAUCAACAUUCCAGUCAAGGUUCCCGUCAGCGCUAUCCUAGACAUGUAUGAAGAUCAGGAAUCGCCCAAGCGGAUCCCAGGCAGCGCGGAAGCCGACAUCCUCGAGGAAAUUAUCGCUGGUGUCAAGGAGUACUUCAAUAAAGCUCUUGGCCGCAUCCUCCUUUACCGGUUUGAACGCGACCAGUACCUGGAGAUCUACAAGCGGACGGAGAGCCCCACGGACGCACUGGCGGGCAAGACGAUGUGCGAGAUCUACGGUGGCGAGCAUCUGCUCCGUCUCUUCGUGUCAUUACCGGAGCUGAUCGCACAAACGAACAUGGACCCUCAGUCAGUGAACCGGCUCCGCGAAGAGCUCGUCAAGAUCACCAUGUGGCUCAACAAGGAUGAAACGGUGGGCAAGGUGUUCGUGUCGGAAUAUGAAUCGCCUGGCGUGGAGUAUGUCGACAAAGCCAAGGGCGACGAGAAGCGCUGA